CAGCUGUUAUUUCUGAAAGCCGAAAACGUUUAGACAACUUUUCUUAGUCCGGAGAAAAAACAAUGGUAAACGAAAAAAAGCGUCGCUCGCGGUCGCGAGAGCGUUACAGGGAGGACCGGCCGGCCGUGGGGAAUCCCAGAGAUCGUGAGCGGGACAGGGACCGCGCGAGGGAGCGGGACCGGCAGUAUGAGAGGGAGAAGGACAGACGCCAGCGACGUUCGCGUUCCCGGGAGGAUCGCGGCAGGCGGAGGUCACCAGAACGUCAACGUCCUCGCGAAAAUGUGCGGGAGCGAUCCAGGGAAAGGGGUGCUGGAGCCGGUGGAGGAGGUGCUCCAAAUGGUGGCGCUGAAAAGAAACCCAAAUUAGAUUCGGCAGAUGCCCCACCUAAACCCUUAAUAGUCGAAGAUGGGGAGCACCAGGAGGAAAAAGAGGCCAAGGUAAAAAAGGAGCCACUCUCGCUGGAGGAGCUGCUGGACAAGAAAAAACGUGAGGAAGAGGCAAGAAGCAAGCCAGUCUUUCUCACAAAAGAGCAGAGAGCCCUGGAGGCUAUUAAGCGUCGCCAGGAGGAAGUAGAGCGCCAGCGGGCUGCUCACGAUGCAGCACGUGAGCAAAUGGCUGCCGCCAGUAAAGUGAGCAUCUCCAUGGGCACGGCCAUGGCAUCAGGAGCUCCUCCGCCGGCUAUCAUGGCACCGCCACCCAAACCAGAUCGUCGUGAAAGAGGUGGAGGACGAGAUCGGGGCGACAGGGGUGAUCGCGGCGAAAGAGGCGAUGACAAGCGGGCUGAGGACCUCACCCACAAAGAUAAAGAAAAGGAACUGGAGGCCAUUAGGGAGCGCUAUCUUGGCAUUAUAAAGAAAAAACGUCGCGUUCGUCGACUCAACGACCGUAAAUUCGUUUUCGAUUGGGACGCCGGCGAAGAUACUUCCAUAGAUUAUAAUAAUCUCUACAAAGAACGUCAUCACGUCCAAUUUUUUGGUAGAGGAAAUGUGGCUGGUAUCGAUAUCAAAGAACAGAAGCGCACCCAAAGCAAAUUCUACGGAGAUCUUUUAGAGAAAAGACGAACCGAGGCAGAGAAGGAACAGGAGAAGGUGCGACUUAAGAAGAUGAAGCGCAAGGAGGACAAACAGAAGUGGGACGAUCGUCACUGGUCAGAAAAGGACAACGAUGAGAUGACCGAGCGUGAUUGGCGUAUCUUCCGGGAGGACUACAAUGUCACCAUUAAAGGCGGCCGCAUUCCCAAUCCUAUUAGGAGUUGGAGUGAGUCCGGGUUUCCGAAGGAGAUCAUCGACAUCAUCGAUAAAGUGGGCUACAAGGAACCCACGCCCAUUCAGAGGCAAGCUAUUCCCAUUGGUCUGCAGAACAGGGAUAUUAUUGGCGUGGCUGAGACUGGUUCCGGAAAAACUCUGGCUUUCCUUAUACCUUUGCUUUCUUGGAUUCAGUCGUUGCCCAAAAUCGAACGUCUGGAGGAUGUGGAUCAAGGCCCAUAUGCCAUCAUCAUGGCUCCCACGCGUGAAUUGGCCCAGCAAAUCGAGGAGGAAACAACCAAAUUCGGACAACCGUUAGGCAUUCGAACUGUAGUCGUUGUGGGCGGUUUGUCCAGGGAAGAGCAAGGUUUCCGACUGCGCUUGGGUUGCGAGAUCGUCAUCGCCACUCCCGGUCGUCUUAUUGAUGUUCUGGAAAAUCGUUAUUUGGUACUCAACCAAUGCACUUACAUUGUGCUCGAUGAAGCCGAUCGUAUGAUAGACAUGGGUUUUGAACCGGAUGUCCAGAAGAUUCUGGAGUACAUGCCAGUGACCAACCUUAAGCCCGACACGGAGGAAGCUGAGGAUGAAACCAAGCUGAUGGAGAACUUCUACACCAAAAAGAAGUAUCGCCAAACCGUGAUGUUCACGGCAACGAUGCCUCCGGCAGUGGAAAGAUUAGCUCGCUCGUAUCUCCGUCGACCGGCAACGGUUUACAUUGGAUCCGUAGGAAAACCGACGGAGAGGACGGAACAAAUCGUUUACAUGAUGGGUGAGAACGACAAGCGCAAGAAGCUCAUGGAGAUCCUGUCGAGGAAGAUCGACCCACCGAUCAUCAUCUUCGUCAAUCAAAAGAAGGGCGCCGAUGUGCUGGCCAAGGGCUUGGAGAAACUGGGCUACAACUCGUGUACAUUGCACGGUGGCAAGGGCCAGGAGCAGAGAGAGUACGCUUUGGCUGCUUUGAAAUCGGGCGCGAAGGACAUCCUUGUGGCCACCGACGUCGCUGGUCGUGGUAUCGACAUCAAGGAUGUGUCGCUGGUCAUCAACUACGACAUGGCCAAGACCAUCGAGGACUACACCCAUCGUAUCGGUCGUACGGGUCGUGCUGGCAAGACUGGUUGCGCCAUUUCGUUUGUCACCAAGGACGACAGUGCUCUGUUCUACGAUCUGAAGCAGUGUGUAUCUGCUAGUCCAGUCUCGACCUGUCCGCCGGAGCUGAUGAAUCACCCGGAGGCGCAGCACAAACCGGGCACGGUGGUCACCAAAAAGCGUAGGGAGGAGAAAAUAUUCGCCUAAAAUGGCGUAUUUCGAACAUAACUACAUUUAGGUAUAAGUUUAAAAACAAAUAAAGUUGGAAAAGCCAAGUCCUGGCAUCCAAAUUUCAUUUUGGAAA
Molecule: messenger RNA, 2634 nt
Organism: Drosophila ficusphila
Lineage: Eukaryota; Metazoa; Arthropoda; Insecta; Diptera; Drosophilidae
Product: probable ATP-dependent RNA helicase DDX23
Exons: 2
Coding region: 63-2537 (824 amino acids)
Biological process (GO): mRNA splicing, via spliceosome
Cellular component (GO): catalytic step 2 spliceosome
Molecular function (GO): RNA helicase activity; ATP binding; RNA binding
Source: RefSeq, a predicted model, not a curated record